Messenger RNA from Parnassius apollo (apollo), 6153 nucleotides. The record is from the annotation of a GenBank genome assembly. NCBI's taxonomy places the organism in Eukaryota, Metazoa, Arthropoda, Insecta, Lepidoptera, Papilionidae.
AUGUCUAAUACUUCUAGUUACUGGAAGCGGUUAUGGCGUUGGACUACUUCACAAAGUCUUUCAACAGAAGAAAUAGAACUCGUAUUCACACAAGACAUUAUUGAAGGGCUAAAACAAGGUCUUGCCAGCUACAAACCAAGAGAACCCGAUGAGUUUACUCGGCUGCAGUCCAAGCAUGCAGAUCAAGGAAAGCUACUCAGUGUUGUUCAGACUUUACAGAACUACAUGGAUGUAAAUUGCUUUCAAAUAUGGGAAAUAAUAAAACAUUACAUGUGUGAUAUUUCAUAUGGAACACCAGCAAAUGCUUUAAAGAAUGUAGCAUUUGUUGAUACAAGACCCACAUUCUUGUCGCCUAACGUUUGGCACUUUUAUUAUGCUGAAAGGUUAUUUCUUCUUAAACUAUUGCAAUACAUUAUUCAAUUCAGAUCAAAUAUCAGUCACAAAUAUAAUGAACAAUUCGCAAAAAUAAUCAACAAUAUAGGUAUCCAAAACAUAAAAACAUCUCUUAUUAAACAGUUUGAAAAAUUAUUGUGUGAGGCACCACCAUCUAGAAAAAUUCAAAGUGAAUUUGGUAGUGAAAUAAUUCGACAAGAAUGGGCUGAGUCUAAUUUGAGGGAGCAGCUUGCUCUCUUGCAAACUUUGUUAUUAAUAGUCAAUGAAGAGCCAAUCUCUGAAUCAGAAUUCAUUGAUUUAUUGAAGUUAUUUAGAAAACACAGUUUUGGUAAAAACCAAAGUUAUUAUGAAUUACUGGAAGAAAGGCAUAAAGAAGCUUGUUCGAGAAUUACCUACAUGGAAAUUUGCAUAUUUAUGGUGAUUUGUGAUCAUAAAAAAAUUAAAAAUGUAUCCAAUUGGUUGGAAAAUACAAAAGACUUAGUGGAGAGUGAGCUUACAAAGCUCGAACUAUCUCCAGAACAUAGUGCUAUGCUCAUAACAUGGAUGAUGCUGACACUUCAGAGUAAACAACAUGCAAAAUUAUUUGAAAAUCAAUAUCAGCAUUAUGGCGCCACAGCACUUAGAAUGAGAGUUUUUGAAUUCUUUCAACAGAUGUUAAACAAUUCUGUUUUUUCAGACAAGUCGAAAUGUGCUUCGAUAGCAAGACAUCGCAUGUUUCGACUUUUAAACGAUCUCUGUAAUAAAUUUGAUGGAGACGGUACAUUGAGCCAGCAGCCUGGUGUCAUGAUACUUUGUUCAGACUUACUCCAAUCGCCUGAAAUUGCAGAGGAGUUUUGGAAAUUGCGUCAAAAGGAUGACGAAUUUGGUGUUGUAUCAUUAUGGAACACAGCUUUGGAAUAUUUUCCGUACAAUUUUAUUGCAUUAUCAAUUUUGUCUGCUGGAUUAACCCAAGCUGGGAAUUCAAGUAUUAGACAUUUAUUAGCGGAAUUAAAAUAUCUCCCAGUAUAUACUGAGAUAUAUAACCCCAAUGCGGUACCGAUAAUGUCGCUUCAAGGCGAUGAUGCCAUAAUAGGUCGUGAGUAUCACCCACUCGGUGAUCCCUCUUACCGCAUCGAAACUGGAUCAAGAGCCACCAUAAUGGAAAGGAAGGAGGGUACCAUGGUACAUUUUAGAACGCCAUACUGUUAUUGGACUAUAUUUAACAACGAGAUUGAAAAAGUAUUGGAUCGAAAGCAACAUCAUCAGCAUAAUAUUAAUGUUACUUUAGAGAGAGUAUAUGAAGGUACGAAAUUGUUAAAAGGAGUUUUACAAUGCCUAGCAGGGGAGACAGAAAUUCCAAAGAGUCUUAUAGGCCCUAGUGAAGGAGUUUUUGACGUUCUGUUGAGGUUUAUGAGGGCAGAAGAACCACCUUUGCCAUUAUUAGUUGAAUGCCUUAACGUCUGCACUGCAUUGAUAACAUUUUUUCCCAAGGAGAUUCAUUUAAGGUUAAGAAACACUGGUCUUUUGCCACGAAUUAUAAACCACCAGUUAUCGCAUGUGGAGUAUGCGAAUGGCACGUCAUUCGACUCGUCGGCUGUCGGCACCUAUUUGGUUAUAAUUGAACAACCCAGUGGCUCAUAUAACUUUUUAGGGGCCUAUAUUGAUAUGCUGUGUGCAUUUUAUGAGACAUCGAAAGAAGAACGCAUAACGGCAGAAAUAAUUCUACCGGGUCUGGUACUGAUCUUACGUGAAGUCUUCCCUAACAUUUGUGGCUGGCGGUACAUCAACAGUGCAGAGCGCAGAGGCUUGUUGCAGCGAUGCGCCAAGUUUCUCACCUCCAUAAUGGAACCCACUAAAGAAUCCAACAAAACCAUCGAACUUGUUAAACGGACGUGCAUACAUAGUCUAUUGUAUAUGGAAAACGCUCUAGAGCUACUGAAAAUAGUUUCUAUUGGUAAUGAGCAACUGGAGCGAAUGAUACAGGACGACACUAACUGGAUAUCGGGAAGUGGCUCACACUACAUAUCAUCUAUACAGAGGUGCCUUGCUAUAGUAAUGUUCGCACUGAAACUGAAAACCCUGGUAGCUGAGGAAAGCGAAGUAACGCCAAUGGAGAAGCUGAUCUUUGCUCAGAACAAGCAAAAAGAUUUGUUGAAAGUUGUGCCAAAAAUAACCAGUUAUAUAAACCACGCGUUUAAUAAAAGUCUUCCAGUACUAAGUUGUCGACUUUUGAAAAAAUUUGCUGAUGGUUUUCAAAUGUCACUAUUCGCCUCCUUAGACAUGACCGCGUACCAAGUACGGGUUAUGUUUUUGGAUCGCUUACGCGACGAGUAUGAAACAACUGAACUAAAAGUGGCCAUAUUAGAGUUUGUUGCCACAUGCAUUGGUACGCAACCAGGGCUCACUGAAGCUUUCUUUAUGAUGAAUCAUGAAAGAUUAAAAACUGAAGAAAAAAACAAAGAUACCAGCGAAAAGGAAGCAAAAGAACCAGAAGACAGUUUUGAAGGGAUAUUAGGAUAUAUGGCUGACUAUCUUGGGAGUGUUAAAGCGGACGCCAAAUUAUUGCACAGUCCCUUACUGGCUUGUAUCAUGGCACUUUUUCACGCACUUUGGAAAAACAACAUGCAAAUUUUAAUCAAGAAGCUACGUGAGAAUCCAAAAUUUUGGGAAUACAUGACUAGUCCACUAUUUAGCGAUAUUCAACCUGGUUUGAGAACCUAUGGACAAAUAUUCAAUGUACUUGGUAUAGAACUAUUUGUAUCGAGGGAUAAACUUGAACCUAAUCUUAAAGAGAUGCUGGAACUGUUUUUUGAUACAAACAAAAAUCAUUUAGAUAAGUGGAUAAACUUCAUCUUCUCUUUCCACGGCAGAAGUGAUGACGAAGAGUCUGUCGACAAAGUUCCUGUGUGGUUGAGCUUGUUAACCUCAUGGAAAGACUUCAUGACAAUCUUCUGCAAAUGUCUACCAAUAAGUUUAAACAUCGCACACAAAGCCAAAAUGGUCGCCCCUUGCAUGAACGCUUUAUUAACGGAAUUGGAUGAGUUAAAAGACAGUCGACUAGUUGUAAUACUUGCUGAGUUGUAUGUAAUAUUGUUAGCAAAUUGGAAAGAAGAUUGUUUCGAUAAUCGAAAUGCGAGCGCCAAACAAAUUGAUAGUCUUCUCACGAAUACGGCGGUUGUUUACGAAUGUUUGCACCCAAGAGCAAUACGGGCCAUAUUGUCGAUUGGAACAGUCGCUAUUAGCAGCUUAGAUUAUGAAAUAAAAGCAAAUAGUGUAACUGCUCAUGGCAUAAUUCGAUCCGUGACAAAUAUCAACAGUAUUGAGUUAGAGAAAUUGCUUGAUAACAUCAAUGAUAAAACCGAGACUGUGCGAGAUGACCACACCAAAGAGGAAGUGCCACCUGUAGUUCUAUCUCUCGCCAUGUUAGAACAAUGCCUAGACUUGUAUGACGAUAUGUUCUCAGGUCUGUCACAAUGGUUCCAAUCGACGAAAUUCGUAAAUAAAUUACUGUGUUGCCUACAAGCCUGUUUGCAGAAUCGUCGUCAUUAUUUCACGUCUUUAGCUGCACUGAGAUGUCUCACAGCGUAUGCUCGAGGUCCGUUUAAUAAAGAUUUACUAAUGAGCGAUGUCGAUCAGUUCCUCUGGAUGCAACUACUUCCUCCCAAAUUUGAAAAUAAUGGAAAUGCUGCAUGGAAACCACAGGAAUGGUGGCGUGUGUAUGCUUACAGUUUGGACUUUAUAUCCAUGAUGGUGAUGAAACAUGGUCAGUUCUUCGCAACCGAUGCUAUAACAUUUGUAGGUGUUCACUUAGAACAUUUGAUUGAAGCAGUGCUACUGCCACGACAUGUUUACAACAUGGACGCGUUAAAUCUUUGUGCUGCAGCUCUGAAUCUGGUUGUGCAGUUAGUCAAGUAUGAGACAAGUUGGCGUCUUCAGAAUAUUAACUCUUUAGUUGGGAUUAUGCGCAGCAUUAGCGCGUGCGUGUAUCAGUGCGUGACUGUGAUGCUAAGAACGCGGCGCACUUCCGAGCCCGCACUGCAGCUUCACGACGACACACAAGCUGCACAAGCUUCACAAGCCACGCAAACACAGGCUGUGCUGCACAGAACUCUUGAGAUUCUGCACAUGGCAACACUUUGUCUCCUCGCGUUCAGUCCAGAUCUGUUGUCACUUCUGGCAGACCCGGGACUGGACCUCGAACGUUGGCAGCCGCUCGUUGAAUUGCACUUUGGUGCACCGAAGAUAUCAUAUGAGCCGUUCCCUCAAUUGACAUUUGGGACCAUACUCUCGGCUAUAUGCUUGUUAACGCGGUCAUUGAAUCAUGCGUACCACAGCGAGGAGAGCGGCGGGUCCCGAUCGCCGCGCGGGCGGCGGCGCGCGUGCUCGUGCAGCCCGGGCGAGCGCCGCGCCGCGCGUGCCGACUCCGUCACCUCCGCAUCGUCCGCCGCCAGCGCGCCGCCACGCCUCGACCAGCGGCUCGCCGCCGCCGCGCUCGAGGCCGCCGCCGCGCUGCUGGCUUCGCAGGUACCGCUCGCACGCGCACUGUGCACCCGCACUGCCGCACUCCCGCACCUCCCGUGCCGCCGCACUUCGACCAGCGGCUCGCCGCCGCCGCGCUCGAGGCCGCCGCCGCGCUGCUGGCUUCGCAGGUACCGCUCGCACGCGCUCUGUGCACCCGCACUGCCGACCUACUGCGCCACCGCGCCUCGACCAGCGUUCGCCGCCGCCGCGCUCGAGGCCGCCGCCGCGCUGCUGGUUUCGCAAGUACCGCUCGCACGCGAACUGUGCACCCGCACUGCCGACCUCCCACACCUACCGCGCCGCCGCGCCUCUACCAGCGGCUCGCCGCCGCCGCGCGUAGACCGCGGCGCCGCCGCCGCGCUCGAGGCCGCCGCCGCGCUGCUGGCUUCGCAGGUACCGCUCGCACGCGCACUGUGCACCCGCACUGCCGACCUCCCACACCUACCGCGCCGCCGACGCCUCGGGCCGCCGCGCCACGACCAGCGGCUCGCCGCCGCGCCGCCGCGCUCGAAGCCGCCGCCGCGCUGCUGGCUUCGCAGGUACCGCUCGCACGCGCACUGUGCACCCGCACUGCCGACCUCUCACACCUCCGCGCCGCCGCGCCUCGACCAGCGGCUCGCCGCCGCCGCGCUCGAGGCCGCCGCCGCGCUGCUGGCUUCGCAGGCUCUUCUGGCGGUACGAGAUCACAGCGUCCCGUCUCGUCACAAACAACUGGUACGACGUGAAUUAGCAUCGGAGCUAACGGUAUUCCACGAUUUCGUUCGCAAACGAAUAUUGUGCGCAGCUCACACGCGGCCACACCUCGUACGCAACAAACUGGGAGCGUGGCCGCUGCCGCCCGACGAGGAAGAACUCAAAAGGAUUGAGGAAGCGAGAAAAGAAAGAAAUCUUUCUGCAGACGAAGAAGAACGAUCUUUACCCCCACCACCACCUCCCAAACGUGCCUCAAACGAUUCAAUGCGUGCAUAUAUUUUACGGAAACACUAUUUGGAUAAAUGUGCUAAAACCCCUACAAAAGAACCACCUUCUCCUGUGUCGCACUCCACACCAACCACAGAUAAGAAAAAAGAAACAUCAAGAAUUUCUAAACGUGUUUCUUGGGCAGAAACUACAAGGGACAGUGGUGAAAGUCUGGAUAGUUCGGUACAAGAAAUUGACCCAGUGUAUUCAAAUUUAACUGACGUACAGAUAAACAACGAUGAAGAUUUCUUCCAUUUCAUGUCGGUUGUUUUUCUUUAUGUAUGUCAAACUGAAUUGUAA